AUGUUUGAAGAAAUCUUUAAAAAACGAAUUCACGAAAUGAAUUCGCUUAUAACCCGUAAGGAAAGCAAACUGGUAUAUGAAGAGGAAUGUAAUCGUUUAAAAGAUAUAGUGGAACAUCUAACAGAACAACGUAAAGAAUCGGUAGAUACCAUAAAAUUGGUGAAUAGCGGAUUAAACGAAUUAAUUAACAGUUUGCAAAAAAAGAAUCCGCCAA
Molecule: messenger RNA, 214 nt
Organism: Funneliformis caledonium
Lineage: Eukaryota; Fungi; Glomeromycota; Glomeromycetes; Glomerales; Glomeraceae
Source: the annotation of a GenBank genome assembly